AUGUCAGCUCGUACCUUUUUUACUACUGGUAAAAAAAUUGUUGCUAUAGGCAGAAAUUUCAGUGAGCAUGCAAAAGAACUUGGUAAUACCGUCCCUACUUCACCCUUUUUCUUUUUGAAACCUACCUCUUCCUAUUUGGCAAAUGGCGGUACGAUCGAGAUUCCACCUGGUUGUGAAGUACAUCACGAAAUUGAGCUAGCAGUCGUUAUAGGCAAAGAAGCUUGUGAUUGCCCGGCUUCAGAAGCAAUGGAACAUGUUGCAGGUUAUGCACUUGCUAUUGAUUGCACAGCUAGAAACCUGCAGAACGAAGCUAAAAAGAAGGGUUUACCUUGGAGUACAGCUAAGGGAUUCGAUACAUUCUCGCCCAUUAGCGAGUUUAUACCAAAAGAUAACUUUGCAGACGUACAAGAUGUUGAUCUUUGGCUUAAAGUAAAUGGUCAAAUACGUCAACAAGGAAAUACACGUGAUAUGAUCUUCAAUGUCCCCUCCCUUAUUGAAUAUAUAUCCUCCAUUAUGAAACUUGAGGUUGGAGAUGUGGUUAUGACGGGUACACCUUCCGGCGUUGGUGCUCUCAAGGCUGGAGAUAUGGUUACAGCUGGUAUGAAACCAGGAAAUGCAGAAAAGGAUAUUGUAAGCUUAAACUUCAAUGUAGCCGUAAGAAGUAAUGGGCUUUUUAAAGCUGAUUGA
Molecule: messenger RNA, 687 nt
Organism: Mycotypha africana
Lineage: Eukaryota; Fungi; Mucoromycota; Mucoromycetes; Mucorales; Mycotyphaceae
Exons: 7
Coding region: 1-687 (228 amino acids)
Cellular component (GO): mitochondrion
Molecular function (GO): acetylpyruvate hydrolase activity
Source: RefSeq, a predicted model, not a curated record